UCCAUAUCAGGCAGAUAGACCCUUCCAACUCCUGGUGACUUUAUCUCUUUCGGGGUAUUUAACAAGGGGCUGCGUGGAUCAUCGGUAAGAACUUGUAUAAACGUGUCUGCAGCCAAACAAGCACGAAGAUGACGACCAGGACAUAUGAGAAACACACCCACGUCUACAAGACCCACCUCACCACAGAGAUCCAACUCGAUGUGUACCUCCCUCCCGACCAGGACUCAAACACUCCUAAGCCAAUUCUCCUGUGGUUUCACGGUGGCUAUCUCAUAACAGGCAGCCGCAAAGCGAUCCCCGGCUGGCUUCACCACCACGCCCUCUCCCAGAACUGGACCCUCAUCUCCGCCGACUACAGGGUCCUGCCCGAAUCGACCGGCCUCGCGACCAUCGAAGACGUGAUCGUGGCCUACGAAUGGGUGGCCGGCGGCUCUCUCCGCCGCCUGCACCCAAACUGCACCGCCGAUCCCGGCCAGAUCAUUCUGGCAGGCGCCAGCGCCGGAGGCUGGUGCGCUCUGGUGACUGCGCUGCACUUUACGUCUCCUUCAGUCCCAGCAGAGCAGACUGGCCAAACUCCCCUUCCGCCCCCUAAGGCGCUUUGGCUGCUCUACCCGCUGCUAGACCUCGGGAGUCAGAAAUGGGCUCAGAGCGUUUACUUACCCGGUGCGAUGGCGGUUGAUCCUGCUACAGCGGAAAACCUUUUACACAGAGUCUCUGAAAGAAUUGCGCGGAGUGAGAUAAGCGUCGGGGAAGAUUUCCCGUCUUCUGAAGAGGAGAUGCGCACGCGAAAACGGCUUCCCUUGUUGUAUUUGCUUCUGGAGCGCGGGGUGUUUCUGGAUUUUCUGACGGGGCAGACUGGGUUCGGGGAGAGGGUGGUGGGGUUAGGGCUGGAUGGGGCGGUCGCGGAGCCUGGGUAUGGGCAUGCUGUUCACGUGAGGGGGCUUUUCCCGCUGGACUACGGCGUUCUUGGGCCGGGUUUCCCCGCCACUGUUGUUGUGCAUGGGACGGAUGACCGGGAGGUUUCUUGUGGUGAGAGUGAGAGGCUGGUGGCGACUUUACAGGAGGGUGGUGCUGAGGUGCAGUAUUUUCCGGUCAACGGGGCGGAUCAUGUCUUUGAUCUGGAGUUGCGGGAAGGUUCGCUAGAAAGCAAAGAGGGGGGCGAGGCUGGCGCGACCCUUGUGCGGGCUAUGCGCGCACUUCAAAAGUACCUUGAGAAGUAA
Messenger RNA from Aspergillus aculeatus ATCC 16872, 1220 nucleotides. RefSeq lists its product as uncharacterized. Gene Ontology annotation, molecular function: hydrolase activity. The record is from RefSeq and is a predicted model, not a curated record. The coding region runs from base 129 to 1220 and encodes 363 amino acids. NCBI's taxonomy places the organism in Eukaryota, Fungi, Ascomycota, Eurotiomycetes, Eurotiales, Aspergillaceae. The transcript is spliced from 2 exons.